This is a messenger RNA of Mustela lutreola (European mink), 768 nucleotides long. RefSeq names its product protein FAM32A-like. The record is from RefSeq and is a predicted model, not a curated record. Bases 1 to 387 code for a protein of 128 amino acids. The transcript has a single exon. Gene Ontology annotation, cellular component: nucleolus. Lineage: Eukaryota; Metazoa; Chordata; Mammalia; Carnivora; Mustelidae.
AUGAGAGCAUUUACGCCGCCCCCCAUAAACGCCCAGGAUCCUCACCUGGGUGGAUCCUUCUGCGGUGGCAUCAAGGGGCCCCUGAAACGAAAAGGCGUUGCAGAGCUUGGCGUCACCAAGCGAAAGGAGAAAAAGAAGGACAAAGACAAGGCAAAACUCCCGGAAGCGAUGGGAACGAGCAAAAAGAAUGAGGAGGAGAAGAGGCGCGGCCUGGACAAGCGAACCCCGGCCCAGGCGGCCUUCGAGAAGAUGCAAGAGAAGCGGCAAAUGGAGAGGAUCCUAAAGAAAGCAUCCAAAACCCACAAGCAGAGAGUGGAGGACUUCAACAGACACCUGGCCACCCUCACGGAGCACUACGACAUUCCCAAAGCCAGCUGGACGAAGUAGCCUCCGCACCCAGGGUCUGGAGUGGCAUCAAGGGGAAGUGGAAGGCAAAGUUGGGGUUAUGUUUGGUGCCUUUGGUCUUUUCUAGAAACAUACUUUUACACACACUCUUGCGUCUUCUGCUGAGACAAGUGCUUUCCAAAGCAGUAUGCCCUCUUUCUGGAACUUGAUUAAAGUAAUAAGACUGUCCUUUUACUCUAUUUUGGCUUGUCAGUAGCACAGACGAUAAACCUUUUUAGUUUGGACUGGAAAUUUUUGCAAGUUUACCCAGAGAUUAAGGUUAUUUCUGUGUGUCACAGAAAAGUGUCUUUACCUCCCAAGUUGCGCCUAACUCUGACAGUCAGCCAGCUCUCUUUCCCCGGAUGAAACAGACUCCAGAAGAUG